CCUCUUCCUCUUCAUCCCACUACCGUCUCUAGUUUCUCUAGUAAUUGACAGCGGAGUAACGACCUCCUUCCAUCCUUCCCUCCAUCUCUCCUUCCCCAGGGCCGAUUGUGGACACAUCCCGGGAAGGGAGGCUGUCGGCAGGCGGACUAAACAUUGGUAAGACGGCGAACGGCAGCGGACCUUGGUGCUGGUUUCCAUCGAGGUGCUUCUGGCGUUAGCCGUGUGUGUUUAGCCGCACGGAUCUUCAGCGCUGCCGCCCGCUUCCGCAGCCACCUGAAACAUGGCUGCGGCUUCGGUGAAAGUGGCGGUGAGGGUGAGACCCUUCAACUCCAGGGAGAUGGCCAAGGACAGCAAAUGCAUCAUUCAAAUGUCAGGAAACACAACAACAAUCCUGAACCCCAAACAGCCAAAAGAAAACAAGAGUUUCAACUUUGACUACUCUUACUGGUCUCACACCACGCCAGAGGACAUCAAUUAUGCGUCGCAGAUGCAGGUGUACAAGGACAUCGGUGAGGAGAUGCUGCUUCAUGCUUUCGAGGGCUACAACGUGUGCAUAUUUGCAUACGGACAGACCGGGUCGGGCAAAAGCUACACAAUGAUGGGGCGACAGGAGAGGGACCAAGAGGGCAUCAUACCUCUGCUCUGUGAGGACCUUUUUACCAAGAUCAGUGACAGCAACAAUGAGAACAGCAUGUCUUACUCUGUUGAGGUGAGUUACAUGGAAAUCUACUGCGAGCGGGUCCGCGACUUGCUGAACCCCAAAAACAAAGGCAAUUUGCGCGUGAGGGAGCACCCGCUGAUGGGACCCUAUGUGGAAGAUUUGUCCAAACUGGCCGUCACCUCUUACAACGACAUCCAGGACCUGAUGGACUCUGGAAACAAAGCAAGGACCGUUGCUGCUACAAACAUGAACGAGACCAGCAGCCGCUCCCACGCUGUCUUUAACAUCAUCUUCACUCAGAAGAAAUAUGACUCUGAAAGUGACAACACAUCAGAAAAGGUCAGUAAGAUCAGCCUGGUGGACCUGGCUGGUAGCGAGCGGGCCGACUCUACCGGAGCCAAAGGAACCAGACUGAAGGAAGGAGCUAACAUCAACAAAUCUCUGACAACAUUGGGCAAAGUUAUUUCCGCUUUAGCUGAGCUGGGCUCAGUACCAAAUAAGAACAAGAAGAAGAAGAAGGCGGAGAGUUUUAUUCCAUACAGAGAUUCGGUCCUGACGUGGCUGCUGAGGGAGAACUUAGGUGGAAACUCUCGUACGGCCAUGGUGGCUGCUCUCAGCCCUGCCGACAUCAACUACGAUGAAACCCUAAGUACCCUGCGGUACGCCGAUCGUGCCAAACAGAUCCGCUGCAACGCCGUCAUCAAUGAGGACCCGAGCAACCGUCUCGUGCGUGAGCUUAAAGAGGAAGUGGCUCGCCUCAAGGACCUACUGUACGCUCAGGGCCUGGGCGACAUCAUCGAGAUGACCAACGCCAUGACGGGAAUGAGCCCGUCCCCAUCGCUGUCGGCCCUGUCCAGUCGCGCCGGCUCCAUCAGCAACCUCCACGAUCGUAUCUUUAGCCCGGCGAGUGAAGAGGCCAUAGAGAGGCUCAAGGAAACUGAGAAAAUCAUCGCAGAACUCAAUGAGACCUGGGAGGAGAAACUACGACGUACUGAGGCCAUUCGCAUGGAGAGAGAGGCUCUAUUGGCUGAGAUGGGUGUCGCCAUGAGAGAAGAUGGAGGCACUGUUGGUGUUUUCUCCCCGAAAAAGACGCCGCAUUUGGUCAACCUGAACGAGGAUCCACUGAUGUCGGAGUGUCUGCUGUAUUACAUCAAAGACGGCAUCACCAAGGUCGGCCGUGAGAACGCCAAGACUCGCCAAGACAUUGUCCUGAGCGGACAUUUUAUCCGAGAUGAACACUGCACCUUCAGCAGCACCACAGGCCCUCAGGGGGAAGGUUGCGUCGUCCUGGAGCCAUGCGAGGACUCAGAGACCUACGUCAAUGGCAAAAGGGUGACCUCGCCCACUGUAUUGCGCUCGGGCAACCGCAUUAUCAUGGGUAAGAGCCACGUCUUUCGCUUCAACGACCCUGAGCAGGCCCGGUUGGAGCGCGAGAGGACGCCGUGCGCCGAGACGCCAGUGGAGCCUGUUGACUGGGCCUUCGCUCAGCGAGAGCUGCUGGAUAAACAAGGCAUCGACAUGAAGCAGGAAAUGGAGCAGAGGCUUCAGGAACUUGAGGAUCAGUAUCGCAAAGAAAGAGAAGAAGCGAGUAUUUUGCUGGAGCAACAGAGGCUGGAUUAUGAGAGUAAGCUGGAGGCUCUUCAGAAGCAGGUGAACUCUCGCUACCUGGAGUCACCAGAAGAAGAAGAGGAGCCGGAGGAAGAAGUGCCGUGGACCAAGCGGGAGACCGAGCUCGCUCUAUGGGCUUUCAGGAAAUGGCGAUUCUACCAGUUCACUUCGCUCCGGGAUUUACUUUGGGGCAAUGCCAUCUUCCUCAAGGAGGCCAACGCUAUAAGUGUGGAGCUGAAGAAGAAGGUCCAGUUCCAGUUUGUCCUGUUGACGGACACACUUUACUCCCCCUUGCCUACUGAUCUGCUGCCUCCUAGCGAUAGUAAGGAUAGGGAGAGACGUCUUUUCCCUCGGACCAUCGUAGCCGUGGAAGUGCAGGAUCAAAAGAACGGCGCUACGCAUUACUGGACUCUGGAGAAACUCAGGCAGAGGCUGGACCUGAUGAGAGAAAUGUACGACCGAGCUGCAGAGCUCCCUAGCAGUGCCGUAGAGGACUGUGACCACGCCCUCUCCGGCGGCGACCCCUUCUACGACCGCUUCCCAUGGUUCCGUCUGGUGGGCAGGGCGUUUGUGUACUUGAGUAACCUGCUGUAUCCUGUGCCGCUGGUGCACCGCGUGGCCAUUGUGAGCGAGAAGGGUGAAGUGAAGGGCUUCCUUAGAGUGGCUGUGCAGGCUAUUUCAGCGGAUGAGGAAGCUCCAGAUUACGGUUCUGGUGUGAGGCAGUCAGGCACCGCUAAGAUCUCCUUUGAGGAUAAGCAGUUUGAGAAGUUCCAGACAGAGGCAUGCCCGAGCCUUCUUUCCCCCUCCAACACCUCCCAGGAGGAGCUCCGCAUUGUGGAAGGCGAGGGUCAGAAUGUAGAGAUGGGCAUCUCUGCAGAUGAAGUCAACAACAACACUUGUGAAGCCACUCCAGAGCCCCCAGAGAGCCCGGUGAAGAGUCUAGUGGGACUGGGUCUGGAUCUCCCUCUGGAACUCUCACCAGAGAAGGCUCUGUCUCACCUGCAGAUAGGCAGCACCUUCACCUUCAGAGUCACCGUCUUACAAGCCUCCAGCAUCUCGGCUGAGUACGCCGACAUCUUUUGCCAGUUUAACUUUAUUCAUCGCCAUGAUGAAGCGUUCUCCACUGAGCCAUUGAAGAACACUGGCAGGGGACCACCGCUUGGCUUCUACCAUGUCCAAAAUAUCACAGUGGAGGUGACCAAGUCCUUUGUGGAGUAUAUCAAGACACAGCCUAUUGUCUUUGAGGUGUUUGGUCACUAUCAAAAGCAACCUUUCCCACCACUCUGCAAAGACUUAAUCAGUCCACUGAGACCUUCCAGGCGGCAAUUUCCCAGAGUGAUGCCUUUGUCCAAACCGGUGCCGGCCACUAAGCUCAGCACGCUGACCCGCUCCACCGCUGGCCCUUGUCACUCUAAAUAUGACUUGAUGGUCUUUUUUGAGAUCUGUGAGCUGGAAGCGAGCGGAGAUUACAUUCCAGCUGUUGUUGACCACAGAGGCGGGAUGCCCUGCCAUGGCACUUACCUCCUGCAUCAGGGUAUUCAAAGGAGGAUCACCGUCACCAUUGCUCAUGAAAAUGGAAAUGACAUCGAAUGGAAGGAAGUGAAGGAGCUGGUUAUUGGUAAAUGUACAAAGAAAUUCCACUUUUUAAAUUUUAUUUUAUUUUUGUGUACAUAUUUUGCAUUUUCCCUAAUAAUCCUAUCAAUUUCAAAACCAGGUCGUAUCCGCAACACCCCUGAGGCUGAUGAGACCAUCAUAGACCCCAACAUCCUCUCCCUCAACAUCCUGUCUUCUGGAUAUUUCUGGCCAAAACCUGAUGACAAAACUUUCUAUCGCUUUGAAGCAGCAUGGGACAGCUCCAUGCACAACUCCCUUCUCCUGAAUAGAGUUACCCCCUAUGGAGAGAAAAUCUACAUCACCCUCUCAGCUUAUCUGGAGAUGGAGAACUGCACUCAGCCGACAGUCAUCACCAAAGAUUUUUGUAUGGUAUUUUACUCCCGUGACACAAAGCUUCCGGCCUCUCGUUCCAUCAAGAACCUCUUCAGUACGGGCUGUCUCAGGCCUUCAGAGAGUAACCGUGUCACCGGGGUCUAUGAGGUGACUCUCUGCUACGUGGCGGACAACGGAAGUCCAGGCAUGCAGCGGCGUCGCAGACGUGUUCUGGACACAUCAGUGGCGUACGUCCGAGGGGAGGAGAACCUGGCCGGAUGGCGACCUCGCAGUGACAGCCUCAUUUUAGACCAUCAAUGGGAGCUGGAGAAACUCAGUUUACUUCAGGAGGUGGAGAAGACUCGACACUACCUGUUACUACGAGAGAAACUAGAAGCGACCUUGCAGGCUGGACAGGAUGCCCUUUACAAGAGUGGCGACAUCAGCGACUUUGCAAAGAGUCCUGUCAUUAGCCAGAGUCCUAUAGGCAGCCCGGCGAUGGACAGCCCCAACCAGAGGCAGAGGGAGCUGGCUGCCAAGUGUCUGCGUCUGCUGAUGCACACCUUCAACAGGGACUACAGCCAGGUGAGCAGCAGUGCCAGUGAGAGCAAGCUCUCUGAGAUGUCCGCGUCAUUGAUGAGGGGGGAGUCCUGCUCCACGCUGAACACGCUCACUCCGUCCUCCACUUGCCCCUCACUGGUCGAGGGACACUACGACAUCAGACACACUGAGCCCGGUUCAGGAGCAUCCACCCCUGAUCUGGACCCGUUCAGCCCAGUGGACAGAAAGAAGACUCUCAAAAGCUGCAGCUUUGUUCCCGAUAUACAAGAGAUCCGAGUCAGCCCCAUCGUGUCAAAGAAGGGCUACCUGCACUUCCUGGAGCCGCACACCAGCGGCUGGGUCAAACGCUACGUGGUGGUGCGCCGGCCCUACGUUUACCUUUAUCGCAGCGAGAGAGACAAUGUGGAGCGAGCCGUCAUCAACCUGUCGUCGGCCAAGGUGGAAUACAGUGAAGACAAACAGACCUUGCUGCGGACCCCAAACACGUUCACCGUGUGCACCGACCAUCGUGGGAUACUGCUACAAGCCAACAAUGACAAAGAGAUGCAUGACUGGCUUUAUGCCUUCAAUCCUUUGUUGGCGGGUACCAUUAGGUCCAAACUCUCAAGAAGAAAGUCUCUCCAGUCAGUACCGGUUGCCCAGAGGAUGUAAGAAUAAAAGGGGCCUAUAGUGACAAAUGAUCUACUGUACACACCCACGCAUACACACACACACAAAUGGUACAAAUCACUCGCCUACCCCACCAACCACAUAAAUACACUUCUACAUAAAGCAACAUUGAAAUAACCUAUAUACACGCACACACACACACACACACACACACACACACACACACACACACACACACACACACACACACACACACACACACACACACACACACACACACACACACACACACACACACGCACACACACACACACACACACACACACACACACAUAUAUAUGUGUGUAUAUACUGUAUAUGUGUGUGUAUAUAUAUGGGUAUGUUACGUAUAUAUUAAUAAAUAUUUGU
Molecule: messenger RNA, 5773 nt
Organism: Entelurus aequoreus (snake pipefish)
Lineage: Eukaryota; Metazoa; Chordata; Actinopteri; Syngnathiformes; Syngnathidae
Product: kinesin-like protein KIF1A
Exons: 46
Coding region: 281-5407 (1708 amino acids)
Biological process (GO): cytoskeleton-dependent intracellular transport; vesicle-mediated transport; microtubule-based movement
Cellular component (GO): axon; microtubule; kinesin complex
Molecular function (GO): plus-end-directed microtubule motor activity; ATP hydrolysis activity; ATP binding
Source: RefSeq, a predicted model, not a curated record